AUGAAUAAAAAUUUAAUGCUAGUAAUUUGUUUAUGUUUUGUAAUUAAUGUUUAUUGUGUAGAGGAGAAAGUUAAGUCAUGGAAAGACAAAAGUAUCUUGGAUAUGAAUGAUGCUGAUAUGGAGAGAUUAUUCGACCAGUGGGAGAUUGACGCUUCAGAUCCAGAUAAUUUGUUACGUAUGACAAAAGUCGGAAAAAGUAUUAUGAUGUUUGUUGACCUAAAGAAAGAUCUUACAGACAGUGAAGCUGACAAUAUUUUCCGUCUUUGGCAGGGAAGCUUACAGAAUAAUCAUAUUAUUGCUGAAAGAUAUCCUAUUGAACCAAAACGGGCAGUUUUUAUGUUCCGUGAAGGCUCACAAGCAGUUGAUGCCAAAAACUUCCUGAUAGAUCAACCAGAAUUGGAGCAUGUCACUCUCGAAGGACAAAUUUAUCCAGGGAAACAUUCUGCUCAAAAGAAAGAAAAAACUGAGCUGUAA
Cotesia congregata is the source of this 474-nucleotide messenger RNA. The record is from the annotation of a GenBank genome assembly. NCBI's taxonomy places the organism in Eukaryota, Metazoa, Arthropoda, Insecta, Hymenoptera, Braconidae.